AUGGCAGCAAAAAGUAUAGUUUGCAGUGGGGUAAGGCGCAGAAUUGGUAACGGGGAGUCUACAUUCAUAUGGGCUCACCCCUGGUUACAAGAUGAUCAUGACCCUAUGAUACAAACAGAAAUGCCAGCACAGCUGCAGGAAGCCAGAGUGGCUGGUUUGAUUGAUCAACAAACGGGCACAUGGGAUUCCUCAAUUUUAACAGAUUUAUUCCAACCCAAUGAUGUGGAGAAUAUUAUGAAAAUACCUGUAUCCCCGGAUUAUGAUGACACUUGGUACUGGCAUGGAGACCCGAGGGGAAUAUACUCUGUUAAGAAUGGAUACAGGCGAAUUGUUGGAAAUUAUCAAAAUAGUAAUGGGACAUUUGCAGAAUGGUUGAACCUUUGGAAGCUCAAAAUCCCCCCAAAAUGGAAAAUGUUUCUCUGGAGAGCCAUUAGUGAUAUUUUGCCAACCACAACCAACUUACUUAUAAAGAGAGUGGAUGUGGAUCCACAUUGUGCCAUGUGUGGAAUAUCUCAAGAACACACAAUGCAUGCCCUAGUGUUGUGUGAUUUUGCAAAGAACACUUGGGAACAAUCCAACCUUACGAUCCCCAACAUUGACACAAAUAUUUUUCAUGUUUGGUUUGGUGAGCUUUUAAAUAUUCUAGACUCUGAUGGGAUAUUAUAUGCAGCAGCAAUUCUUUACAAUAUAUGGAGAGCAAGGAAUAUGGCGGUUUGGGAAGCAAAGUUACCACGACCGAUCACCAUACUCAAGAUAGCCGCUGCAGCCAAGGAGUCGUGGACCCGGGCGCAUCCACCACCCGUAGCCCGUGCUGCCCCACUGCCGACCGAGCCGCCUUUGGCGCAGGAGAAUGCCGAACUGAGCCAUGCCGAGCCGCACGCUGCCGAGCCGCAGUAUGGGUCGCCCAAGAGAAUUUGUUAUGUCGAUGCGGGAUUCUUGCCAGAGAGGCAGAGACAGGCCAAGCUGCGGGGGGAGCUGUUCUAG
Ipomoea nil (Japanese morning glory) is the source of this 984-nucleotide messenger RNA. RefSeq lists its product as uncharacterized. The transcript has a single exon. The record is from RefSeq and is a predicted model, not a curated record. Bases 1 to 984 code for a protein of 327 amino acids. Lineage: Eukaryota; Viridiplantae; Streptophyta; Magnoliopsida; Solanales; Convolvulaceae.